CGGCGGGCGGGCGGGCGCCAUGGCGGAGGUGGGGCGCUGAGAGGCCUCGCGGCCGGGCCCGGGCUGGAGCGGGGGGCGCGCGCCGCCGCCCAGGAAGAUGGAGCCCCCAUCGGUGAGAACCAAAGUGCCCUCCUUCCUUUCCGACCUGGGCAAGGCCACGCUGAGAGGCAUCAGGAAAUGUCCCCGCUGCGGCACUUAUAAUGGCACCCGUGGGCUGAGCUGCAAGAACAAGAACUGCGGCACCGUCUUCCGCUACGGCUCACGCAAGCAGCCCGGGGUCGAUGCUGUUAAGAUCAUCACCGGCUCCGACCUGCAGCUCUACUCGGUGCGUCAGCGGGACCGGGGCCCGGAUUAUCGCUGCUUUGUGGAGCUGGGUGUUUCAGAAACGGCCAUCCAGACGGUGGAUGGGACCAUCAUCACACAGCUCAGCUCCGGCCGCUGCUACGUCCCGGCUUGCCUGAAGGCGGCCACGCAGGGUGUGGUGGAGAAUCAAUGCCAGCACGUCAAACUGGCCUUGAACUGUCAAACCGAGGCCACCCCGCUGACCCUGAAAAGCUCGGUGCUCAACUCCAUGCAGGCCUCUCCCGAAACGAAACAGACUAUUUGGCAGCUGGCCACGGAGCCCACGGGGCCACUGGUGCAGAGGAUCACCAAAAGCGUCCUGGUGGUGAAGUGUAAGGCCAGCCAAAAGCACAGCCUGGGCUACCUGCACGCCUCCUUCGCCCAGAAGAUGAGCACGAAGACGCUGGCGGAGCACAGGUUCUUUUGCUCCUGCCAGACCCUGAAGCCUGGCAAGGCCGCCUCGGCCAAGGAGGAGGCAGCAGCACAGAGGUGCAUUCACUUCUUCGCCUGCAUCUGUGCCUUUGCCAGCGACGAGAGCCUGGCCCAGGAGUUUGCCGACUUCCUCACCCACGACUCAAGCGGUGUGAAGGGGAUCGCCGUCCCUCCGCUGCUGUGCGGCCCUGAGUCCACCCUGCAGGCUGGAGAGGCUGCCAAGGCCAAGAAGAGGAAAAAGGAGCUAACGGCCGGGCCUCUCCUGGCUCAGGACACGGCCGGCCUAAGGAGAAGCAGCCUGAAGAAGCCCACGGUUGCUGCCUCGCUGAAAAGGCAAGGUUGUAACCAACUUCUGGACGAGUCACAAGUUACCCUGUCCUUCCAAGACUGGCUGGCCAGCGUCACUGAGCGCAUCCAUCAGACCAUGCAUUACCAGUUUGAGGGCAAGCCCGAGCCGCUGGUGUUCCACAUCCCACAGGCUUUCUUUGAUGCACUGCAGCAGAGGAUAUCCAGUGGGAGUACAAAGAAGAGGUUGCCCAACUCCACGACAGCGUUUGUCCGCAAAGACGCCCUUCCCCUGGGGACCUUCUCCAAAUACACGUGGCACAUCACCAACAUCCUGCAGGUCAAGCAGAUCUUCGAUACGCCCGAGCAGCUGCCUCUGGAAAUCACACGAAGCUUCAUCCAGAACCGGGACGGCACCUAUGAGCUCUUCAGGUGCCCCAAGGUGGAGGUGGAGAGCAUCGCUGAGGCGUACGGGCGCCUGGAGAAGCAGCCGGCCAUCCGCCCGCUGGAGCUCAAGACCUUCCUCAAAGUGGGAAACACCUCUCCCACCCAGAAGGAGCCCACGCCGUUCAUCAUUGAGUGGAUCCCCAACAUCCUACCUCACUCCCACAUCGGAGAGCUGCGCAUCAAGUUUGAGUACGGGCACCAGGGUGGCCGUCAGCCCCCCACCUCCUUCUCCACCCAACAGCCACCAGCACUGGAGCCCACCCUGGAACUCGCUCCACUCACCACCAUCACCUUCCCCUGAGCUCCAGGGCUGCACUCCAGAACUGCCAGCACGGCCACGUCAGCCAGAAAGAGAGAAAGAAACCAAGCACAAAGCUGCUGCCGCACCUGGAAAAAAUAAAAAGUGCUGCUCACCAGGUGCACGCUGCUCCUCUCUGCACCCAGGAAAGCAAGCUGGGAAGGGCGAGGGGGCUGCACCCCUGCUGCAGUGCACACUCGCAGCCAGGGAAGCCCCAGCUUCAGCCCAGAGCUAGGGGAGGGGGAAACCAGCACAGAGCAAGGACCUGGGGGGAGCAGAGAGCAGGGCUGGGGGUCCUGCUGCCUCUGGGGGACAACUGCCAGCAUUUACCUGAACUUCAGCCUCUCCUUGCUGGCAUCCUGCAGCAGAACCCAGCUGCAUCUUCCCCACGGAUGGAGGAGGGCACGGCCGGCCUCGUUCCCUCCCUCAGGUUGAUGCACCUGGACUUGGGGGGGGGGGGAGAGAGCAGCCCAGGACCCCAAUUCCUGCAGGCAGGGGCUGCAAGCGCUGCACCCCCAGCAGCGGCGCCCGGCCGCAUCCCAGCCCUCCUCCCGACAGCAGCACACGGCCAUUCGUACUGAAAUAAUUUAUUUUCUAACAAUCCAACAAUACAGAAGGAGACACACACACGGCCAGCUCUGCCUAAAACACGUACUCUAAAAAAACAAACCAAACGCGUGUGCUAAAACUUGUAAGAAAAAAAAACCAAAACAAAAA
This is a messenger RNA of Lagopus muta (rock ptarmigan), 2521 nucleotides long. RefSeq names its product chromosome 27 C2orf42 homolog (gene C27H2orf42). Gene Ontology annotation, cellular component: nucleus. NCBI's taxonomy places the organism in Eukaryota, Metazoa, Chordata, Aves, Galliformes, Phasianidae. Bases 98 to 1807 code for a protein of 569 amino acids. The record is from RefSeq and is a predicted model, not a curated record. The transcript has 9 exons.